UGUGCAGAUUCAGUGGUGAAGCCGACUAGCUUCGGGAUCAGUGGGUAUAGCAUUCGCUACCUCUUCUGUACAUACCGGAUCUCUACCAAGACCUCCACGAUGAAUGAGAAACGGUCAGUAUCUAUCAGUGACGCGGCCAACUCACCCGGGAGCCUGGACACGAAAGGACGACGUUUCUCCUGUCCUGCCGUCAACGUCAUUGACAAUGCCAUUGUCAUCAAGCGACCACCUUUUACGCAAACAGCAUUCGACGAUUUCCACGCCAAGACCGAGUUCGAAUCCAAGAGCAUAUCCGAACGCGUGAAGAAACAGUGCUAUUGCUCAAAGAAGCGGCUAUGGAAACUUGUGAGCGGUUAUUUACCAAUUCUCAAGGUCCUACGGUACUACAACAUUAAAGACAACAUUCUGAUUGACAUACUGGCCGGUUUAACAAUUGGGGUUCUACAUAUCCCUCAAGCUCUGGCCUUCGGACAGCUGACGUCUGUAAAGAUCGAAAACGGAUUGUAUACAUCCUUAUGGCCUGUCAUCAUCUACGUAUUUUUCGGAACAUCUGCCCACGUUUCCAUCGGCACCAGUGCUGUGAUAUGUAUAUUGACUGCUAGUGUUGUGGACCGUCAAGGCGAGGCGUUUGUCGCCGCCAAUCCGGAUAUUCUGAACUUUACAUUGAAUGGUACUCAAGUGCCUCUUGAUGACAUUCCUGCAUACUUGGAUUACAAGGAAGGAAUAGCCAUGGCGGUGACCUUCGUCUCGGGUUUAAUGAUGAUCUUCAUGGGGAUCUUCAAGCUCGGGUUCAUCACCGCCUACCUAUCCGAGUCCUUCUUUUGUGCCUUUACAUCAGGAGCCGCCGUCCACAUCGCCACAAGCCAGGUCCCAGCUAUGCUUGGACUGGACGUCAAGAAACACGGCGGUCUGUUCAAGUUCAUCAAUAACUACAGAGAAAUCUUCACCCACAUCACCGAGGUCAACGUUGCUGCCAUCAUCUGUGCCGUUAUCACUUGUGUCAUCAUUGUGCUGGUGAAGGACUGCAUCAACGAGAGGUUCAAGCACAAGCUUUUCAUGCCAAUCCCUAUUGAGCUUUUCGUCGUCGUCAUUGGAUGCAUCGUUGGCUAUUUCGGCGACCUGAACACCAACUUCGGAAUCGCCAUCGUCGGUGACAUCCCAAGCACCAUUCCUCCACCAGUCAUCCCACCACUGGCAGAAACCCCCAACUUCCUGGCUGACUGCUUCAUCAUCGCCAUCCUCAUCUUCGCCAACACCAUCGCCAUGGCUAAGAUCUGCGCAAAGAAACACAACUACGAGGUUGACGAUAGUCAGGAGCUCAUCGCCUACGGCAUGUGCAACUUCGUCAGUUCUUUCUUCAGGUGUUUCCCCUCCAGCGUCGCUCCCCCACGAUCCAUGGUUUCCAGUGGCAUGAACACCAAGACGGUCCUCAACGGCGUCUUCACUUCCGGUCUGAUGGUCCUCGUCAUCAUGGUCAUCAGCUCUGUCUUCGAGGUUCUCCCCAAGUCAAUCCUGGCUGCCAUCAUCUUCAUCGCUCUCAAAGGACUCUUCAUCCAGAUUCUCGACGGACGUAAAUUCUGGCGUGUCAACAAAUUCGACUUCGUCAUCUGGUUCAGCACCUUCACCAGCGCUGUGUUCCUCGACAUCGACUACGGUCUCUUUAUCGGUGUUGGCGUUUCUCUCAUCACUGUUGUGUUCCAGACCCAGUUCGCCCGCGGCUACAGACUCGGCAGAACCAUGAAAGAUAGCACCCUGGUAGAGCACAAGAAAUACCAGGAUUCCGUCGAGAUCCCCGGCGUCAAGAUCUUCCGCUUCCAGUCUUCUCUGUACUAUGCCAACGCCGAAAUCUUCCGAUCCAACCUCUACAAAAGCACUGUAAACCCUAGAAAACUUCUGAAGAUGAUCAAGAAAUACGAAAAGAAAAUGGGCAAAUCUGGGAAGAGCGUGAUGCUGCUCAGCGAAGAAAGAAGAAGUUCCGUUGUGAAGACGUCAGUACCAUCAACCGACACAAACGGAAGCAGGAAGUUGAGCACGUCAGAGAACAACCUCAUUCCCCGUAUCAACAGCACAGACUCCUCAAAAAGUGACGGCACCCAACGUGAUUCUGUCUCCAGCAUCGACAACCCUGUGUUCAGCAUCAGCGACGAAGCACAAAAGAACAGCUACACUCUCAAACAGAACGGCUUUAACGCCGACGGAAGCAUGAAACGCCACGGCAGCAUUGACUCCACCUUCUCUGCCGUCACCAUCACCACAAUUAACUCCGAGGACGAAGACGUCGACCCCGAGGACGGCGACGUCCUUGUUACAGAUGAGAAACUGAGAAAUAUGAGACGCACACACCACGUCAUCGUCGAUUGCAGCGUCAUCAACUACUUGGAUGCAUCCGGCGCCAAUGUCCUCAGCCACAUCUCCACUGAGUACGACCACGUCAACAUCAAACUGUUCCUGUCUGGUUGUUCCUACGACAUGCGGGAAGCCAUGAAGCAUGCUGGAGUUUUCAAUAAGAUUCCACAGGAACAUAUUUUCUUGGAUCUCUACGAUGCCCUUGCCGUUGCUAAGAUACAACGGGCCAUUCCAAUGCUGAUGAAUGUGACCGAUUAUUCCGAUGACGAGGCAGCUGAAGAUUCCUACAUCACAAAGCUAUAACCAUGGCAGCCGAUACCUCAUCGAGAAUCUCAUAGACACUACACGUGCAGUUCAUUCAAAGACCUAACACUCGGUUCAGCCGAGCGAUUGUGCUCAUUUUGUACUUCAACAAAUUUUAUCCGGUUCACUUUUUAAAAUCUCAAUUGUCCCCGAUCUUAAGCAUUUCGUAAGCUUUUUUACGUAAUCACCCCGUUAACAAAUACAUAAUGCUCAACUUUUGACAAGGAUACUGGGCUAUGUCGUGCUGAUACCAUACUGAGUGCCACAGCGAUUUAAAUGUACGUAAGUUUAUACAGAAUGAUCAUGUUAAUAUAGGUCAGACCCUUCAGAUCAAAUGCUAUUCGUAUGACGACAUAUCCAAGCCAUCAUUCUCUAUCUGGUGUCAAAAACUGAGUAGUAUAUAACUUUCAUUUUCGGUGUCUGGUUGUGGACUUUAGAUGACGUCACUAGACAUGGAACGAUUUGAUUGGUUCAUCACACUCCAUAUGUGUUUCACUGACGUAUGAUACUCAGGUGUGGCUUUGUACAUAUGCUAUAUAUGUGUGUAUGAUAUUGUUGCAUUCUGCCGUCUUUCAUUAUGUAGAUACUUCGCAGAAUACUUAUGACGAGAUUGGUCAGAACCCGGGGACUUAUAACUUACAAAAAAAUAUGACCCAUUUGUACAUAUGUAAAUAUGAAAUAUUAUAUUCUAACACGAGAUUCAAGAAUGAUUUUAGUGUGCUGACUGUAGAAGCGUUAUCAAAGGAUAUGGAAAUUGUUCAUGAGGCGUUGUUUUACCGAUGGUGCAAGGGGAAUAGUAUGUAUGGAUCUAUUGUUGUCAGCGAAGAUUAAAAUGUUUUACCUAA
Molecule: messenger RNA, 3494 nt
Organism: Haliotis rubra (blacklip abalone)
Lineage: Eukaryota; Metazoa; Mollusca; Gastropoda; Lepetellida; Haliotidae
Product: sulfate transporter-like
Exons: 2
Coding region: 100-2649 (849 amino acids)
Biological process (GO): transmembrane transport
Cellular component (GO): membrane
Molecular function (GO): sulfate transmembrane transporter activity; oxalate transmembrane transporter activity; bicarbonate transmembrane transporter activity
Source: RefSeq, a predicted model, not a curated record